Neltuma alba is the source of this 1331-nucleotide messenger RNA. Its product is annotated as cinnamoyl-CoA reductase 1-like. NCBI's taxonomy places the organism in Eukaryota, Viridiplantae, Streptophyta, Magnoliopsida, Fabales, Fabaceae. The record is from RefSeq and is a predicted model, not a curated record. The transcript is spliced from 7 exons. Bases 85 to 1221 code for a protein of 378 amino acids. Gene Ontology annotation, molecular function: oxidoreductase activity, acting on the CH-OH group of donors, NAD or NADP as acceptor.
AACUGUGUUGGUGUUCAAUUAUAUUGUAAGACUCAAAUAUUUUUCUCACUCAAUUUUAUAUUAAAGCAUAUUUUCUACUCUAUCAUGGAGGAUCUAAUAUAUUCCUUCCGAUUUGAAACCUGGCCGUGUUUUCUCAGAUGUGCAGAUGAUAAACCCUUCAUGCCAAUCUUUCAAGUUUCCAAGGAAAAGGCAAAGACUUUGGGAAUUGAAUUUAUUCCAUUUGAAAAUAUGGAGAAAGAAAGGCAGACGAAUGGAAAGUUGGUGUGCGUCACUGGUGCUUCUGGCUUUCUGGCUUCUUGGCUCGUCAAGCUCCUUCUUCUUCGUGGUUACACUGUCAAGGCCACUGUUCGUGACCCUAGUGAUUCAAGAAAGGUAUCUCACUUGGUUGAACUGGAAGGAGCAAAGGAGAGAUUGCAUCUGAUGAAAGCAAAUCUGAUGGAAGAAGGUUCCUUUGACUCUGCUGUUGAAGGCUGCCAGGGCGUCUUUCAUACUGCCUCUCCUGUUUCUGUUGAUGUCAAAGAUCCUCAGACAGAAAUCAUAGAGCCAGCAGUGAAGGGAACUCUCAAUGUUCUAAAGUCAUGUGCAAAAUCGCCAUCUGUGAAACGAGUUAUUCUAACUUCUUCCAUUGCUACAAUGUUAUUUAAUGGAAAGCCUAAGACUCCUGAAGUUGUAGUUGAUGAAACCUGGUUUUCAAAACCAGAAUUUUGCAGUGAACCUCAGAACUGGUCCGGUUAUAUACUUUCCAAGAUUUUGGCUGAAGAAGCUGCUUGGAAUUUUGUUAAAGAAAACAACAUUGAUAUGGUUACUAUCAAUCCAGGAACAGUGAUAGGACCUCUCUUGCAACCGACGUUUAAUACAACUUCAGCUACAAUUACAAUUCUAUUCAACGGAGCAAAAACAUUUCCAAAUUUUACUUUAACAUGGAUUCAUGUAAAAGAUACUGCAAAUGCUCAUAUUCAGGCAUUUGAAAUUCCUUCGGCUAGUGGAAGAUAUUGUUUGGUGGAGUCAGUGAAACACUACUCUGAAAUUGUGAAGAUUGUGCAUGAUAUCUACCCGACAUUACAACUUCCAGAUAAAUGUGCAGAUGAUAAGCCCUUCAUUCCAAUCUUCCAAGUUUCCAAAGAAAAGGCAAAGACUUUGGGAAUUGAGUUUAUUCCAUUUGAAGUGGGUCUUAGAGAGACAGUUGAGAGCUUGAAAGAAAAGAAAUUCGUUGACUUCUAAAUAAUUGUAAUUUAUUUCAAGUCAAAAUGUACCAUGCUUGUGAAGUUAUGGAUAUUAAUAAUUGGAACGAAAUAUAUCAUAACGUUGGCUGUUAGACUUCUAUUAUUUUA